Molecule: messenger RNA, 1523 nt
Organism: Haliotis rubra (blacklip abalone)
Lineage: Eukaryota; Metazoa; Mollusca; Gastropoda; Lepetellida; Haliotidae
Product: probable methyltransferase-like protein 24
Exons: 6
Coding region: 86-976 (296 amino acids)
Source: RefSeq, a predicted model, not a curated record
GCCACAGAGAGGUUGUGACACAGCAGCCGGAGAGCGGUACAAUCUGUGUUGUUCGCUGUGUGCCAGUUCCAGGCUGUCUGUCGACAUGCCAGUACGCUGCAAAUAUGUGCUGGGCGUUGUGCUGGCUGUUGCCAUACCAGGGAAUUUAUACCUAAUGUUUACUUACAUGGAUGUGAACUUGAGUCCCGUUACUUCAACUUUACAGAUCUCUGGUCUAUGUCGGAGCCUGCUGAAGGUGGGAAACGACCAGGUCAGUAAUAAAACGGCAACGGGAACGUCAGUUACAGAAUGGUGGCAAGCGGCGGCUCUCCUCUACUGGAGCUUCGUGUCACCUGUAGAGUACAAGUGUAAGAGCCUGACAGCGGUGGGGAAUUGGCAUUUGUGUCAAGAUCAACCUUACGCCGUGAAACCACCGUGCCUUGUGUAUUCGUUUGGAAUUGCAAACGAUUUCAGUUUUGACGAUGCAAUGGGAAAGAUUGGAUGUGAAGUGCACUCAUUUGAUCCGAGCAUGCACAAGGAGGACCACAGACGCAGCGACAGAGUGACGUUUCACGCCAUGGGGUUGAGCGGGGUGGACAGCGACACUUUCGAAGCAAGGAAGGACAUGUAUGUCAAAAAUACACAGCUGUGGAAAAUAAGAACUCUGAAAACCAUCAUGAAAGAGCUAGGACACGAACAUAGAGUGCUGGAUGUUUUGAAAAUCGACGUAGAAGGACACGAGUGGGCGGUCGUGAAAAAUAUAAUGGAAGAUGGAAUUUUCAAGAAAAUUAGACAAUUCUACUUAGAAUGGCAUCUUUUUCCUGACUGGCCAGCCAAAAGUUCAUACGUUAGUUUAUACCAGCUGUAUACAAAGUUAACUCAGCUUGGGCUAACAGCCUUUAGGAAAAGCCCACAUCCACACAACUUUAAUCCACGUAGUUUCAAUAUACAAGGGGACAAUAAUUAUAUAAAUCUCAAUUUCACCAGUGUUGCAUAACAGGACAUUAUGAAGUGCCGUGGCGGGAGGCUGUGCAAAUGUCGAUGAGAUCCCAUUUGGAUUCCUGGCAUCGAGCGUAUUUGUUCAUUUUCAUUUUCCAUCAAUCGGUGACAGGACAACGAUGAAAUUACUCAAUAUUGCGUUGUAUAUUUAUUUCUGCUUAUGUGACUCCUCUGUGAAAGUAUGGAGUUUCCUUGGGUUACGACGCAAACAUGGAUGCUCUACUAGCAUGGCUCAUAUUGCCUCAUGUUACCAUCUCUUGAUGCUUCUGUGGACAUGACAUAUACACAUUCCAUGUUCCCACAAGUCCCAAGAUGACGAGAGAGAGAGAGAGAGAGAGAGAGAGAGAGAGAGUUUCUUAAGCGUAUGCAAGAAGUGUUGUGAUAUGGUUUCUGCUUGUUGAACGUGACUGCCUCCACAAAUACAUGUGACAAUCAUUAACGACUAUUCACGGAGGAAAGGGUACAACGAAACGAAACCUAGGCAACACAUCGAUGGCAUGUUAAAAUAUGUACUUUUUCUGGACAACAACCUCGUAUUAAUUGUU